Molecule: messenger RNA, 2839 nt
Organism: Hypoxylon trugodes
Lineage: Eukaryota; Fungi; Ascomycota; Sordariomycetes; Xylariales; Hypoxylaceae
Product: heterokaryon incompatibility protein-domain-containing protein
Exons: 3
Coding region: 227-2353 (708 amino acids)
Source: RefSeq, a predicted model, not a curated record
AGCUUAGUCAUGCUAUUAGGACGUACUAGAUCGGGCAAGAAGCGCUGAGAUAGAUGCCUAGAAAUUGAUGGAAUUUCUUUUAAUAGUGGCUUAUAAGUACCUGUAAAACCCUCUGUGAUUGCUCGCUACAUUUUGAUAUUUAUAGUGAAAUUUAGCGCCUGGAGCUUCCUUUCCAUCUUUUUCUUUUCUUUUUAUCGCUCCGCCUGAUUCAAAUGACGAGAAAAACAUGACAGUUUGCUCAUUCUGCGAAACGAUCAAUGUAUCGACCUUGCCCACUUUCGCUGGGUUUUCAAAGACUAUCUGGCCCAAAGACUUGCAUAAAGUAGAAGCACAAGAGCAUCAUUCAUCACUCGGGGCUCUCAGAGACUCGGCUCAGACAUGCCCAGGCUGUCUGUUGCUCCUGACUGGGCUAACAAGUCAGGAGCGCAAAGGCCCGAUUCCUCAAGGGCUUUCAAUAAAACACAUAGGAGCCAGUGAAUACGCGACUGAUUGGUGGGACGAGUCAGUAAAUGAUGAACCUGUCGCCCUACGAGGCUUGGGCCGCGAUGGGUUCACUGCGGAGAGGAAGCUGAUGUACGGUCUCUUGGCUCAGUGCGGGGCUGCUUUGCACAAGUUCAGCGUUUUCGCCAACGGAGAUUCAUUAGCUGCGCACUCUAGGAUGGUGGUUGGUAGGAAACCGGCUCCGGUGGGCUGUUCAAAGAGAAUUCUUGAAUGGGCCAGAACUUGCAAUGAGAAACAUGUCAAGUGUUCUGCGUAUCAACAAAUCAUCUCGAAUACGCGAACAUUUCCGACACGAGUACUUGAUGUUGACGUCGGUAGCUUGGAACAAGUACGAGUAGUUCCUGGUGCUGGUCUCGUAGGUAAGUACAUUGCCUUAAGCCACUGCUGGGGUAAGACACCGAUGGUAAGAACUACAAAGGAAACAUACUCGCAAUUCACAAAAGAAAUCCAUAUCAGUUGUCUUAACAAGACCUUUCAAGACGCUAUUAUGGUCACUCGGAAUUUAGACAUUCGAUAUAUAUGGAUUGACUCUCUUUGUAUUAUACAAGAUGACCUUUCGGAUUGGGAGAGAGAAGCUGCUAGCAUGGCCCAGGUUUAUUCCCAAGCCUAUCUGACUAUCGCGGCCUCAGCAGCCUCCGACGGAACACAAGGAUUGAUGCGCCAAAAACCAAAAGAAGCCUACUUCGAACUCCCCUAUGAUCCCCAAGAAAACCCAUUUAAUCAAGGAGUAUCGAUUGCGCCAUAUCUACUCAGAUUUCGGCGUCUUAUUGCCGCACCCUUGAAUACCAGGGCCUGGACCCUCCAAGAACGCGUCUUAUCUGCACGGACUCUUCAUUAUGCUCGUGACCAAGUGCAUUGGGAAUGCCGAGAAGCAAUCGCGAGCGAGGCUGGAGGACCACCAUUUGGUGAACUUCUUGACAGUUCAGGAGACGAAUCUUUUCAUUCGGGCUGGCUAGGACGGAUAUCGGAAGACUUAUUAUCAAAAAGCGAUACGGAGAAUUUGGAACUUGCUGUUCAGCAGCGCGAGUCUGGGCGAAGUGGAUUUGAGACCUGGUAUGGCUUAAUACAAACAUACACUCAACGUAAUUUGACCAACAUCACGGACAAGCUACCUGCACUGUCGGGUAUUGCUCGCGCCUACGCCCAACAUCAUGAUAGCGACUACAUGGCCGGUCUCUGGCUUAGAGACAUAGGUACUGGCUUACUGUGGUAUCGUAGGACAUCAGAGCCCCUUCAGCGCCCGACAACGUAUAUAGCCCCAUCAUGGUCAUGGGCAUCGGUCGAAGGCUCCAUGGAUUUCUUUAGCAUUAGCGCGGGGACUAUCUUCGAGAGAUCUAUUGAGAUAUACGACGUCGCUUACCGUAUAGAACCCGACGGUCUCAAUCCUUUUGGAAAAAUCAGAUAUGGGGAGUUAACAAUGUGGGCCGCGGUAAAACCAGCCAUUUUAAAGACCAUUUGGGAAGAUGGUGAACCCAUUGACGGGAAAUCAUCAACACAGAUGGUCUUUGAUGACAUUUCAGCAAUCGGGUCUGCCACGCUAGACUGUCCAACUCCAGAUAGUGAGGUAACUUGCCUCUUAGUGGCUACAGGUUACAAUUCUUUCGGCAUGCGUCUUCAGAACAAUUUAGUGCUUCGGUUAUCACCACAAAAGUCUAGUGGUGAGAACGGAGACAUAUUUAGAAGAAUAGGAAUGUCAGUGUUCCACGAAAAGCGGGAUUACGCGCCCGACAGAUCCCUGAACCCAACUAUGGCGUCUUCAAACUAUAGUGGGAAAAUGCCCGGGGAAGUUGACGAGGAUUUCUUGGAAAAUUGGUUUUACGAUGUUGAAAUGACGAAACUCACCCUCAUCUAGAUAAUACCGUUACUUACUGUACUUACUGUACCUACGGCCAAUAUUUUAUAAUCUAUUAUUCGGUGUUAAUGAACAAAUCCAUUGUCACUCCAGGAUUAGGGUUGUUGCUGGAAGCUCACUGUACAUUGGUCAAGCUAACCCAAAUAACAUGAAGCGAUGCGCUAUAAGUUCGAUCCUGGUUUUAUACACAAAGAAAUUACAGCACGCUACCCCCGCAAUACGUGGGGAGCCACAAGGCCCGAAGCGCUAUAAUCACUAUGACUUGUACAUCUAAGAACGUGUUACCGUUUUAGCAUUAAUACUCUAAGGAACCGUUUGAAAAAAAGUCGAUCGCCUUUUUGGAUUGCUAACUGUAUAUUAAGCACUUAUAACUAUUAUAACUAUGUAUGUAUGAAAAAAAGGUGUUAGAACUACCUACUUAGGUACGUGGGUAGGUAUUUGAUUCAUUGAGUAUCACCAAUUUUCAACAUUGAUACGUUGAUCAGG